Electrophorus electricus (electric eel) is the source of this 4988-nucleotide messenger RNA. It is a transcript of the gene cobll1b, whose product is annotated as cordon-bleu WH2 repeat protein-like 1b. Lineage: Eukaryota; Metazoa; Chordata; Actinopteri; Gymnotiformes; Gymnotidae. The record is from RefSeq and is a predicted model, not a curated record. Gene Ontology annotation, molecular function: actin monomer binding.
AGCGCACUGUGUGAAAUGGGAGAGCACCGGGGGCCUUGACAGAGACUCGUGCCAUCGUGUCAUGACUGGAAUAUGUAUGCUGCUGUCUCAAUUAAUGACCAAGUGCGCGGGUGGGAACAGAAACAGAGACGCGACUGUUGAGUGGGGCAGGACUCUGGGAAAAAUGGUGGGAGUUCCAGAAUUUUAAGUCUCUAAGGAAAGCGGGACAGAAGCCUGCGCGGAAACAGUAAACACAGAGAAUGAAGAAAGUAGAAGAGAACCGGGGCACGAAGGUUUGAAGUUAACACGUGUGACGCUUUCUCUGGAGUCGAGGCUGAUGAGAGUUGACAACCGCGCAGACGAUCAACGGCGAUCAGGUCGUACGGACUGUGUUACACCAGCGCAGUCCAGCAGAGGUAUGGAUGGCGAUGCUUAUCAGAGCGCCCAACACAGCCGGCUGCCCGACAGACGGAGGUCCUAUAAAAGUAAGGCUCCCCCUCCCCCGCCGGCGCCGCAUGGUCCGGCCUCGUCUACAAGCAUCCCAAAGCCUCCACGCACCGCUAUGGAGCCCAAGGAGAGCCUGCUGGAGCAGGAGCUGCUUCUGACGGUGGUGCUGCCCGAGGGGGUGGAGAAGACCACGCAGGUGCAUGGCAGUAAGCCCAUGAUGGACCUGCUGGUCAUGCUGUGUGCGAAGUACCAUCUGAACCCAUCGAGCCACACCAUGGAGCUGGUGUCUGCCAACAGAAACCACAUUAAGUUCAAGCCCAAUGCCCUCAUCGGAGCUCUGGAAGCUGAGAAGGUCGUGCUGAAGCCCAAAGGCAUGGAGGACAAGAACCGGAAGACUGGCCCGCAGAUGCCCGAGGCUACGGUGCGCCUGGUAAUAAACUAUAAGAAGACCCAAAAGACAAUUUUGCGGGUGAACCCUCGCGUGGCCCUGCGCGAGCUGCUGCCGGCCAUCUGCGAGAAAUGCGAGUUCGAGACGCAGAGCACCGUGCUGGUGCGCAAUGUACGUGCCGAGGAGCCGCUGGACCUGGACAACUCCCUCAACGACCUUGGACUCCGGGAGGUGUACGCCAGAGACAUGAGGGUUAUCAGUCCAGCAGGCCUGCCGUCAUCACCAACACGCUCAGAUAUAAUUCAACUUGGCAAGGACAAACUUCAGAAAGAAAAAGAAAACAAAGGACUGUUUAGCCUGUUUAAAAGAGGAAGUAAGAAGAAACCCGAUCAGGCUUUGACAGUGAGCGCACCGGCUUCUCCGAUCCAGAGGAAGUCGAGACCGUCCAGCAUGAGUUCCCUGAGCGUGCACUCUCCCACGUACGACUCCAACAGCAUGCUGAAGAAGAAGCGUGCUCCCCAACCCCCUCGCACGACGCUGCAGUGCGGGUCCACUGACCACAGACAUCGCUACAGCAGCACCCAACUAGCAGCUCAGCCUGAUGGCACCCAGGUCCAAGCGCAUCUGUGUCGCGCCGCUUCAGCCGAUUCCUCCUUGAAGAGGAGCAAGAGGAAGGCUCCGCCGCCCCCCACCAGCCCCAUCAGCCCCACCAUCACCCCCACCAUCACCCACAGCUGCCCUGCUGCAGCAGCCGAAGAAGUGCUGCACGACAAGGCUGGGACGGGCUUGCAGCAAACUCUGGAGGAGAUCCAGGAGAAAGAGGAGGCACCCGUAGCCACUGAGACACCCGAGGUGCCAAUGAGCUCCAGCCCUGCUCCUGAGAGUCCCAGCCCCAAUCAGGAGCUUCUGGAGGACAACAGCAGCAUCAACCUGUCCGCUGACGUCUCCCUUGGCUCUGGCAGAGUGGGGACCACCUCCCCCUCUGAGGACUUGGACAUGGGGACCGUGGCGGUGCCUGUGGGAAGCUCGGAAGAUCUGACCACAGAUGGCAAACUAGCUGCAGACUCACAGGUGAAUGGGGAUGAACCAAAGGCUCACACGCCAUGGCAGCCAGCAGAUGAUGCUGGUAUCGAGGAGCUGCUUGAAACAGCCUCCGCGACUGCAGAAAAGUCUACAGAUCUGAGGGCCGCGAGGUGCGGCCAAGCAGAGGUCCCUCGGGACAUUGCAGCCCCUGAUCCUGCCUCUUUGCAUGCCCUCACACACCCUCAAGCAGCAGAGCCUCAGGCACCCCCCAGGUCCAGCCCUGCUGGAGCAGCCUCAGGCGCCGAACCCACUGCGUCUGACGAGGGGCGCACGCACACAGAGAUCCAGACGGAGGAGUGGGGCGAGCCGGCUGAGAUUUUCCCCAGCCCGCCGCCAGAGCUUCUGCCUGUGGGUUCGAAGAGGGACAUGGCCACGUCUACGGAGGAGCUCUUCAAUGCCACGGCUCGCCCGGCCUUGGCUGAGCCUGUCUCAGCUCACAGCCCUCAGAGCCCCCCGUCCGGGCACCCUCAGGCCCCUACCGGCCAGCCAUUAGUGCACGCCCACGCCCCUGAGAGCUGCCCACCUGUGCACGCUCAGGCCCCCACCAGCCAUCCGUCCAUGGGUCCCCCGGCCCCUGAAAGCCAGUCGUCUUCGCUGCUCCCAUCCGCCACCAAAGCGGGCCACCUGCACUACAUUACUGACUCCGAGCCCAGGCCCAAGCCGUCCAACGAGCUCACCCGGGAAUACAUCCCCAAAGUGGGCAUGACCACCUACACCAUCGUGCCUCAGAGGUCCCUGGACAAGCUGCGCGUUUUCGAGGUGGAGCUCACACUGGAGUCGGCCCUUGCUCCUGAGGCUCGUCACGCCGCCGCUGAGGGUGAAGCGUCCAAGACUCCUGCCUCCUCGCCUCCUCAGCCCAGCAACGGCCGUGCCUCGCCAGGGCCACUGGGCGAGCUCUCACGCUCGGCUCCCCGCUCGCCGAUGUCUCCCAUGGAAUCGGACAAUUCAGGCUCUAAGAUCAAAGAGAAGAAAGUUCCACCUGCCACGAGGCCCAAACCAGCCUCUUUCCGUGUGCCGCAGCACAAAAGAACACCUGGGAGUUACGUGAACUCCGCGGCGGUGCGCAGCCUGAGCGUGAGUGAUGGCUGCAGCGGUGGAGCUGCGGGAGGGGGCCACAUCGAGUCCCCCGACGGCCCGCAGAGAGGGAGUUAUGCCGGGGAAACGCACGAGUGCUUUCCCCCUCCACCGCCAGCCGUCCAGUGGGGGGAGGAGGAAAAGGAGCCCGAGGGGCCACAGCAAGCAGCUCUUCCGCCACCUCCGCCGCCUCAGCUGGAACAGGAGGAGUCGGAGACACCCACGCCGCUUCUCUCCCCGAAAGAGGCCGCAGCACCCGGGCAGCGGGUGCGCUCCCAGCUGCCCCGCCAGCUGAGCCUGCCCCUUAGGGAGCAGCCGCCCGCUGGCCUCUCACUGGACAAGCUCCGGAGCUUCACAGCACCCAAGCCAUACUUGCCGGUCAUGUCCUCCCGCUUCGCCCAGGCCGUCUCCUCCGCCGUCCGGAGGUCCCACUCGCUUCCCUACAGCUCUGUGGGGCAGGCCGCCCACAAGGUGCCUUUGGUACUUCACAGACACGGACCGAUCAGAGGGUCGAGCGGGUUGCCGGAAUCACCCACCGGUCCCGAUGUGAACAGUGGAUCCCGGCAGAUGGAGAGUGAUGGAAAGGCCUGGCCUCCGAUGGCACGCUACGGUGACCUGGAGCCGAGCGUUCCUCCCAACACACCCAGCGGGACGCAAAAGAACGGAACGGCCGAACUGGCACCAGAAUGUGUGGCGUCUCCUGUGACAUGUCCCACGCAGGAAAGUUUGCCAGAGGCAACAAAGUGUCAGGACGAGUAAAGCAGUUCUUUUGGUUUAGCUCUGCUCCCACAACGCCUUAGUGAGCCGGCUCAGGUUCAGAUAACCUCAGGUGCCACCGGCCAACCCACCCGAUUCCCCUUCCCUGGUCAAACAGAGGAGGCUGCAGUUCAACACCUCCUGGACCAGACCUGGACGGUUACUGUGCUGGAGGGCCACUGCACUGCACUUGAACAUCUCCCUGUUCUGGGGCUUGAAAUUAGCUUAGUUGAAACAAGCACAGAAAAAGAAGAAAGACUAAAGUCUGCAGUACUGUGGCCCUUUAGGAUCAAAAAUGCCACCUCUAUCUUUCCCUCUUGUCUGUCUAAGAUAUGUCUCAGGGUAAGACUGAAACUAGUCUAGGCUCAGUUCUUACCUUUUACAUCCUGAUGAUUAACACUCUCUGGACUGACUUUGGAUCAGCACUCUUACUCUGAGAUGUUUAAUGUAGCACAUAUGGCCCUGGCGUCACUGUGCUGAUACUUAGAAAACCUGGAGCAACUGAAGGAAGUAGAUCACUGGGAUUUAAACCUAGAGGUUCUAAAGCAGGGAACAUGCCUGGUUUGUAAGAGAUUCAGAGGUUUAUCACCAUCUCUUGCUUUUAUUUUAUUCUAUUUCAAAAUGAUUUUGAAAAUGUAUUAACUGUUAUUUUUAAUUAUGUAUAUGUUCAGUUUUAUGGAAGUUUUUGUUUUAUUUGUGAUUUUCCCCUUUAACUUAUUAGUUGUAGGGUGUAGAAAACUACCAGUGCAGAAAAGAUACUUAAAUAUGCCAAGCUGGUGUUGCUUUAUACCUGAGUGCAUGUACACUGAACACGUACCGGGAGUGCUGGUAAACAUUACUAGUACAAAAAUCAGAAUUAAUCAGAAAGAAUUAAGCAGUAUGUAAUGAGGUGUACCUACACAAACAUUAAAAUGCAUUUCACAUGGGUGUUGUGUUUAACAAACAGGUAUAAGGGGUACCAAAAAUGUCUUUUCAACAAAGCUGAGCUCAAGAAGAAACACACUGGUCUGCUCAUGCUUGUUUUAAAAUACUGCUGUAAUAUCGGAAAUUACUAUCUCCAAUGAGUACAUUAAAGUAUAACUCACGAGUCAUGCAGGUGUUUAUUACUGCAUUUCUCUAUAAUUCGGGAGAUCCGUGAGACAGUUGAGGUGAUCCGUUUACGUUUACAGAACGACUCAGUUACGGUCACGUUGAUAUGUUGACCAGUGCAACUCAGUGUCUGAAUUACAGAAAUCUAACAAUAAAACGGAUAAAAACACAA